Messenger RNA from Exophiala bonariae, 1716 nucleotides. RefSeq lists its product as uncharacterized. Gene Ontology annotation, molecular function: transmembrane transporter activity. Gene Ontology annotation, biological process: transmembrane transport. The record is from RefSeq and is a predicted model, not a curated record. The transcript is spliced from 3 exons. The coding region runs from base 1 to 1716 and encodes 571 amino acids. Gene Ontology annotation, cellular component: membrane. Lineage: Eukaryota; Fungi; Ascomycota; Eurotiomycetes; Chaetothyriales; Herpotrichiellaceae.
AUGAACGCAGAAAGAAAUGCCAGCGUGACCUCUGGGCACCGUCGUAAAUCGGUAGCAGAGGAGCCUGUGACUUCAGUCCUGGCGCCUGGAGAGGUCCCUAUUCAUGAUCGAGAGUAUGAUGCCGAUGAGGAGGCACUUGCCGCGCUUGGUUAUAUCCCCGAAUUCAAACGUGAAUUUUCUCUGUGGACGACGUUUUGUGUUUCUUUCGCAGUUUUGGGCUUGCUCCCAUCGUUCGCAUCAACACUUUGGUAUGGAAUGGGUUAUGCAGGAACCCCUGGCAUGGUUUGGGGUUGGCUGAUUGCCAUGAGCUUCAUUCAAUGUGUUGCCAUGGGCAUGGCUGAGUUGUGCUCGUCAAUGCCCACUUCGGGUGGUCUCUACUACGCUGCAGCUGUUCUUGCACCUCCAGGAUACGGACCACUUGCGGCAUGGAUUACUGGCUGGUCCAACUGGUUUGUGCAAGUAACAGGCGCGCCGUCUGUCGACUAUGCUCUUGCUUCAAUGAUCCUUGCAGCAGUAUCCAUCCAAAAGCCAGACUAUAUCCCAGAAAACUACCAGGUGUGGCUCCUCACCACUCUUAUCAUGAUUCUCCAUGGUUGUAUCUCAUCUGCGCCGACGCGAUGGAUCGCCACCAUCAAUUCAUACGGAAGCUCUUUUAAUAUUCUUGCUUUGAUCAUCACCAUUAUCACUAUUCCAGCUGCAACUACACGACCAGAUCAGGGUCUUCCACGAUUCACAAAAAGCAGUACUGUGUGGGGAAAUUUCUACGAAGGAACCGAUUUUCCCAAUGGUGUUGCAAUGCUCAUGUCUUUUAUCGCUGUAAUCUGGACCAUGUCUGGUUAUGAUGCACCAUUCCAUCUGGCUGAAGAAUGCAGCAACGCAAGUAUCGCCGCGCCCCGGGCUAUUGUGUUGACUUCAGGCGUUGGAGGACUCAUGGGCUGGUUCUUACAGUUGGUUGUUGCAUACACAGUCAUCGACAUUGAGGCGGUGCUCGACUCCGAAAUUGGCCAGCCGUGGGCGUCAUAUCUUAUUGAGAUCCUGCCCAAGAACACUGCUCUAGCUAUACUUUCGAUGACCAUCGUCUGUGGUUUCUCCAUGGGUCAGGGUUGUAUGGUUGCCGCAUCUCGAGUCACAUUCGCCUACGCUCGUGAUGAUUGCUUCCCAUUCUCCAACCUCUGGAAACAAGUGAAUCCAAUCACCAAAACUCCUGUCAAUGCUGUAUGGUUGAACUGUGUUGUUGGAAUAUUGCUUACUCUACUCCUAUUCGGCGGUUCUGCAAUUGAUGCAAUCUUCAGCAUCGGCGCCAUCGCUGCAUUUGUCGCAUUCACCAUUCCUAUCACCAUUCGAACAUUUUUCGUUGGAAACCGAUUCCGUCCCGGACCGUGGCACUUGGGGAAAUUUUCCUACCCAAUCGGUGUUGCUUCAACCUGCUUCACCACUCUGAUGAUCCCGAUUCUCUGCUUGCCCAGCGUUACGGGGAGCAACUUGGAUGCAUCGCUCAUGAACUGGACAUGUUUGGUAUGGGGAGGUCCGAUGUUGAUGGUGUUGAUCUGGUGGGUAGUUUCAGCACACAAGUGGUUUAAAGGACCAAAAGUCAACAUUCAACAUGCGAUGCUCGGAAGAGAAGGUAACGUUAUCGACGCGAAGGACGCUGGUUCGGAUUCUGGCAACGAUAAUUUACCUCCCAUGAAGUCGGUCGAUAAGGCAAUUGAGGUCUAA